Molecule: messenger RNA, 1189 nt
Organism: [Torrubiella] hemipterigena
Lineage: Eukaryota; Fungi; Ascomycota; Sordariomycetes; Hypocreales; Clavicipitaceae
Source: the annotation of a GenBank genome assembly
GAGGGAUACAUCCAGGGCACUUUGGAAUGAGCAUCCCUCCCUCCCUGUGCCGCAUCCGCGAAUCAUGGCCAGGCUUCCCCGCGCGCCACCGUCCCAGAGUCACAUCUGUAUACAGUGCCGAGUCUGGGGAAUCCAUGCGUCGAGGCCUCUGCCGUGCCCACUUGUUGCAGUGCAGAAGGCCCCCCCUCUCGCUGCGCCUGUCUCGUGCCUUUGCCCAUGAUGCCUAGUGAACAGGAGUUGGUCCGCUGCUUGUACAGUGCGUCGUCGUCUCAGGUGUAUAUAACAGGUACUUGGCCAGCUUUCGCCUCCCACCCUCCUCCUUCUUCUUCUCCUCACUUGUUUCGUCAUCUCUCAACUUAACUUCCUUCAUCCUCUUUUCUUGAUACCCUUUCUUCCAUCACAAGCUACUUUUCCUUUCUGUUCAAGUCGAUAACUGGUUUUCAUCGUCUUGUCCGCUUCCAUCUCUCACACUCACACUCACACACUCUACAACUCACACACACACACACACACACAAAAUGCCUAUUCGCAUCUCUCGUCUCCCCAAGGCCGGUACUACCGAGAUCCUUUGCAUGGGUGCCGCUGGUAUCGGAGUUCUCACUCCCCUCUACUUCAUGAUGCCCGGCGCCGAUGAGCACCUCGCUAAGCAGACCACCAAGUGGGCUCCUCGCUGGGAGCGCAACAUUUCCUACUUUGCUCCUCCCGUCUCCAACGUCGUCCAGCGCAUGGAGCCUCCCGUCGCCAAGGCCAUCAAGUCCGUUGAUGAGCGUCUGCCUCUUGAGAAGAUGGCCAAGGGCAUGGAGAAGACGAUCCGCGGCGGUAUUGACCGCUUCGGCCCCAAGCCCAAGUCGUCAUAAGCCUCUGGCCAAAUGUAUCAAAGCAAGUGAAAUAUCCAAUUCUUGAUGGAUGACGCUGUCUGUUUUGUACUGUCGACUCUUUGUUACUCUUCUUGGAUCGCCCUUCAUCGCCCACUGUAUGGCACCGCGCAGCUCGAUGUCAUGGGCAGAUGUGAUGGAGCAUCUUGUAUAGUGCUUUAGCAUGCUGGAUUCCACUGCCGACCGGUUCUGCACUUUGUCCGACCGAGGGUUUUGUUAUGCUGCCUUUUUUUGUCGAUUUUUUUCUUUUGUCUUGUAUUAGAUCUCCCGCUGUGCGCGGCUUAGAGUAGACUACAACAAAGCUUCAUCUUGAU